Molecule: messenger RNA, 153 nt
Organism: Strongylus vulgaris
Lineage: Eukaryota; Metazoa; Nematoda; Chromadorea; Rhabditida; Strongylidae
Source: the annotation of a GenBank genome assembly
GAACAACCUGUUACGCCACACGAUGGAUGGAUUGUUGGAGGCGUGAGAGGUCUUGGGGUUGUAUUAACCGGAGUGGUAGGCGGAACUGUGACAGACACGGAGGAUGUCCGAAUCAAGACAGUCGGUGGAGCGAAUGGAGGUGUUAGUGUAUAG